CAGACCACCACCAUCCCCAUUGUGUUGACUCAGGCUGAGCUGGCAGCCCUGGUUCAACAACAACAACAGCUGCAGCAGGCUCAGGCCCAGGCCCAGGCCCAGGCCCAGGCCCAGGCAGCUCAACACAUCCAGGUCAGUCGGCCCAACCACUGUUUUACUGUCUGCCUGUCGCUAACUGUGUCGCUAACUGUCUGCCUGUCGCUAACUGUCUGCCUGUCGCUAACUGUGUCGCUAACUGUCUGCCUGUCGCUAACUGUCUGCCUGUCGCUAACUGUCUGCCCGUCGCUAACUGUGUUGCUAACUGUCUGCCUGUCGCUAACUGUCUGCCUGUCGCUAACUGUGUCGCUAAUUGUCUGCCUGUCGCUAACUGUCUGCCUGUCGCUAACUGUGUCGCUAACUGUCUGCCUGUCGCUAACUGUCUGCCUGUCGCUAACUGUGUCGCUAACUGUCUGCCUGUCGCUAACUGUCUGCCUGUCGCUAACUGUGUCGCUAAUUGUCUGCCUGUCGCUAACUGUCUGCCUGUCGCUAACUGUGUCGCUAACUGUCUGCCCGUCGCUAACUGUGUCGCUAACUGUCUGCCCGUCGCUAACUGUCUGCCCGUCGCUAACUGUCUGCCCGUCGCUAACUGUCUGCCCGUCGCUAACUGUCUAACUGCCCAUUUCUAAAUUUGUCUGCCUGCCCGUCUCUAAUUCUGUCUGCCUGCCCGUCUCUAAUUCUGUCUGCCUCUAACGGUCUGUCUCUGUCUGCCUGCCUGUCUCUAACGGUCUGCCUGCCUGUCUCUAACGGUCUGCCUGCCUGUCUCUAACGGUCUGCCUGCCUGUCUCUAACGGUCUGCCUGCCUGUCUCUAACGGUCUGCCCUGCCCGUCCCUAACGGUCUGCCCUGCCCGUCCCUAACGGUCUGCCCUGCCCGUCCCUUACGGUCUGCCCUGCCCGUCCCUAACGGUCUGCCCUGCCCGUCCCUAACGGUCUGCCCUGCCCGUCCCUAACGGUCUGCCCUGCCCGUCCCUAACGGUCUGCCCUGCCCGUCCCUAACGGUCUGCCUGCCCGUCUCAAACGGUCUGCCUGCCUGUCCCUAACAGUCUUCCAGUCUGCCUCUAACUACCUGUCUCCAACUGUCUGCCUGUCUCCAACUGUCUGCCUCUCUCCAACUGUCUGCCUGUUUCCAACUGCCCAGGCCCAGGCAGCAGCAGCACAACACAACCAGGUCAGUCGGCCCAACCACUGUUUUACUGUCUGCCUCUGUCUGUCUCUAACUGCCUGCUUGUCUGUGUCUGCCUGUGUCUGUCAGUAACUGCCUGUCUCUGUCGGUCGGCCUGUCUCUAACUCUGUGUCUGCCCAUCUGUCUGCCUGUCUCUCUCUCUGCCCAUCUUUGUCUGCCUGUCUCUCUCUCUGCCUGUGUCUGCCGGUCUUAACUGUCUGCCUCUAAUUCUCUGUCUCUGUCUGUCUGCCCUCCUCUGUCUGUCUGCCCUCCUCUGUCUGUCUGCCCUCCUCUGUCCGCCUCUAACUGUCUGUCUGCCCGCCUCUAACUGUCUGUCUGCCCGCCUCUGUCUGUCUGCCCGCCUCUAACUGUCUGUCUGCCCGCCUCUAACUGUCUGUCUGCCCGCCACUAACUGUCUGUCUGCCCGCCUCUAACUGUCUGUCUGCUUCUCUGUCUGUCUGUCUGCCCGUCUCAGUCUGUCUGUCUGCCCACAUCUAACUGUCUGUCUGCCCGCCUCUAACUGUCUGUCUGCCCGCCUCUAACUGUCUGUCUGCCCGCCUCUAACUGUCUGUCUGCCCGUCUCUGUCUGUCUGUCUGCCCGUCUCUGUCUGCCCGUCUCUGUCUGCCUGUCUCUGUCUGUCUGUCUGCCCGUCUCUGUCUGUCUGUCUGCCCGUCUCUGUCUGUCUGUCUGCCCGUCUCUGUCUGUCUGUCUGCCCGUCUCUGUCUGUCUGUCUGCCCGUCUCUGUCUGCCCGUCUCUGUCUGCCCGUCUCUGUCUGCCCGUCUCUGUCUGUCUGUCUGCCCACAUCUAACUGUCUGUCUGCCCGCCUCUAACUGUCUGUCUGCCCGCCUCUAACUGUCUGUCUGCCCGCCUCUAACUGUCUGUCUGCCCGCCUCUAACUGUCUGUCUGCCCGUCUCUGUCUGUCUGUCUGCCCGUCUCUGUCUGCCCGUCUCUGUCUGCCCGUCUCUGUCUGCCUGUCUCUGUCUGUCUGUCUGCCCGUCUCUGUCUGUCUGUCUGCCCGUCUCUGUCUGUCUGUCUGCCCGUCUCUGUCUGUCUGUCUGCCCGUCUCUGUCUGUCUGUCUGCCCGUCUCUGUCUGUCUGUCUGCCCGUCUCUGUCUGUCUGUCUGCCCGUCUCUGUCUGCCCGUCUCUGUCUGCCCGUCUCUGUCUGCCCGUCUCUGUCUGUCUGUCUGCCCACAUCUAACUGUCUGUCUGCCCGCCUCUAACUGUCUGUCUGCCCGCCUCUAACUGUCUGUCUGCCCGCCUCUAACUGUCUGUCUGCCCGUCUCUGUCUGUCUGUCUGCCCGUCUCUGUCUGCCCGUCUCUGUCUGCCCGUCUCUGUCUGCCGUCUCUGUCUGUCUGUCUGCCCGUCUCUGUCUGUCUGUCUGCCCGUCUCUGUCUGUCUGUCUGCCCGUCUCUGUCUGUCUGCCCGUCUCUGUCUGCCCGUCUCUGUCUGCCCGUCUCUGUCUGCCCGUCUCUGUCUGUCUGUCUGCCCGUCUCUGUCUGUCUGUCUGCCCGUCUCUGUCUGUCUGUCUGCCCUUCUCUGUCUGUCUGUCUGCCCGUCUCUAACUGUCUGUCUCUAACUGUCUGUCUGUAUCUGUCGUUCUGUCUAUUAGGGCAGCAUGAUAUGAGAUCUAGAUCAUAUAGAUCUAAACUGUUGGAAUCAUUUUAAAUAGAAUGAUUUAUGUUAAGAAACAAAGUGGAAGCAGCACCGUUCUUGGAACAAUUAGUUGACCUAACAGAAUAACUUACAGUGAAUCUAACAGCGAGGAGGAUGAACUGCGCUGCUUGAUUGACAGGGGGCGGGGCUUGGUGUGUGGGAAGCAGCCACGAGAGGUGAGGAGGGAGACGACAGAGUAAACUAGAAAAACGGAAGUUGGGCUUAGUGGCAUUUCAAAAUAUUGCGUGCAAUGUGAAUUCCAUUAAUUGUGCAGCCCUACUAUCGAUCUAUCCGUCUCUGUCUGUCUGUCCGUCUGUCUCUGUCUGUCUGUUCUGUCUAUCCGUCUCUGUCUGUCUGUUCUGUCUAUCCGUCUCUGUCUGUCUGUCUGUUCUGUCUAUCCGUCUCUGUCUGUCUGUUCUGUCCGUCUGUCUGUCUGUUCUGUCUGCCCGUCUGUCUCUGUCUGUCUGUCUCUGUCUGCCCGUCUGUCUCUGUCUGUCUGUUCUGUCUAUCCGUCUCUGUCUGUCUGUCUGUCUGUCCGUCUGUCUCUGUCUGUCUGUUAUGUCCGUCUGUCUUCAUUUAGGCGGUCUUAAUGUAUUCUUUGCAUUUGUUAAGUAAGAACUUUGAACUGCAUUUUAUUGUACGAAAUGCUGUAUAAAUAAAGUUUGAUUUGACCCAGCCCACCGAGGGCCUGGCCCCAGCAGACAGCCUGAACGACCCAGCGUCGGAGAGCAGCGGCCAGGAGCUGGCCGCUGCAGUGACCCAGGCUGUGGCCCGCUUAGCCCCGUCCUGCACCUUGACCCCAACUCAGGCAAUGAUGGUGGCCAGCCCGGCUAAGACGCAGGCAGCUACGUCCGAGAGAGAGGUGGUCAAUGGAAUAGAGUCUGCUGCUGGGGUGAGUGGACUGGACUAGACUGGCUUUAUGUCUUCUGUUUUACCCUGAUGAAUCAUUGAUGUAACUCAAAAUGGCUGUUAUUUAGUCAGGAUCACUAUGAGAUGAUUAUAAGACAUUACAAAAGGGUCAUACGUGCGCAUGACAAGUCUUACAAUGCAUUAUAACGGCAGGCUUUAGGUAAAGUGUUACCAAACAGGAUUAUUUUAUGGAUAAAAAUGGGGUUUGGGUGAUGGUGCGUGGCCGCAGUGACAAAAUGUAGCUGUUCUAAAGCGAAUUCUGCCAUGUGGUGGAGAGAGCAUUGCAAUUUUAAACCACACUUCCUGCAAAUGUUCUGUAAUAAUCGGGUGAUUCCCGAUUUUAAUAUCUAAAUUAUUUACAAUGUUUUCUCUAAAUAAGCUUUGUUGUACGAUUUUUAAAGGUCAAAUACAUUUACAUUUUAGUCAUUUAGCAGACGCUCUUAUCCAGAGCGAUUUACAGUUAGUGAGUGCAUACGUUUUUCAUACUGGCCCCCCGUGGGAAUCGAACCCACAACCCUGGCGUUGCAAACAGCCAUGCUCUACCAACUGAGCUAUAGGAGGGACUAUACACUGCAUUUCAAACAGUCAGCAAUAAUCGAAUGAAUUCGGGGCUUGUAAAGGUAUACAUAGGCUAAAUAUAACCCUUCCCCAAAGACCCACAAACAAUGUAAUUAUUUUAUCAAAACAGUUUAACCUGCUUCCCCCCCCCCCACCCCUCAAUGUUCAUUGAUACUCCUGUUUUAGUAGUGUCUGCUCUGUGCUCAAUUUGUGGAGUUGAGACAUAAAAAAUAGUUGUUAGAAUGGUUAACUUCUCUAUUACAGUAAAAUAAUGUGUUUCUGUGUCCAUACGACCGAUUUUUCUGUUGGACCAAAUUCAAAUAGCAAGUUGAAACCGCUUGUCAGAGAGGAGGAAGAUCUCUCAUCUUUGUUGUUGUGAGUGGCAGGGGGAGGGGCUUGGUGUGUGUGUGUGUGUGUAAACAUGGUGGAAGAGGUGAUGCGAGAGGUUUCUAUGGCCCAAUGCGUUUCUAUGGACCUAUUUUGGCGCUAAGCUUGUCGCCUGCCUUCCUGCUUUUGGGACAACGACUUCAUUGUUUGGACGGAGACACGAGCAUCUCAUCACUACAGUGGGGAGAACAAGUAUUUGAUACACUGCCGAUUUUGCAGGUUUUCCUACUUACAAAUUACAGACCUCUACAUGCUUUGUAUCAUAGGUACACUUCAACUGUGAGAGACGGAAUCUAAAACAAAAAUCCAGAAAAUCACAUUGUAUGAUUUUUAAGUAAUUCAUUUGCAUUUUAUUGCAUGACAUAAGUAUUUGAUCACCUACCAACCAGUAAGAAUUCCGGCUCUCACAGACCUGUUAGUUUUUGUUUAAGAAGCCCUCCUGUUCUCCACUCAUUACCUGUAUUAACUGCACCUGUUUGAACUCGUUACCUGUAUAAAAGACACCUGUCCACACACUCAAUCAAACAGACUCCAACCUCUCCACAAUGGCCAAGACCAGAGCGCUGUGUAAGGACAUCAGGGUUAAAAUUGUAGACCUGCACAAGGCUGGGAUGUGCUACAGGACAAUAGGCAAGCAGCUUGGUGAGAAGGCAACAACUGUUGGUGCAAUUAUUAGAAAAUGGAAGAAGUUCAAGAUGACGGUCAAGCACCCUCGGUCUGGGGCUCCAUGCAAGAUCUCACCUCGUGGGGCAUCAAUGAUCAUGAGGAAGGUGAGGGAUCAGCCCAGAACUACACGGCAGGACCUGGUCAAUGACCUGAAGAGAGCUGGGACCACAGUCUCAAAGAAAACCAUUAGUAACACACUACGCCGUCAUGGAUUAAAAUCCUGCAGCGCACGCAAGGUCCCCCUGCUCAAGCCAGCGCAUGUUCAGGCCCGUCUAAAGUUUGCCAAUGACCAUCUGGAUGAUCCAGAUGAGGAAUGGGAGAAGGUCAUGUGGUCUGAUGAGACAAAAAUAGAGCUUUUUGGUCUACACUCCACUCGCCGUGUUUGGAGGAAGAAGAAGGAUGAGUACAACCCCAAGAACACCAUCCCAACCGUGAAGCAUGGAGGUGGAAAAAUCAUUCUUUGGGGAUGCUUUUCUGCAAAGGGGACAGGACGACUGCACCGUAUUGAGGGGAGGAUGGAUGGGGCCAUGUAUCGCGAGAUCUUGGCCAACAACCUCCUUCCCUCAGUAAGAGCAUUGAAGAUGGGUCGUGGCUGGGUCUUCCAGCAUGACAACGACCCGAAACACACAGCCAGGGCAACUAAGGAGUGGCUCCGUAAGAAGCAUCUCAAGGUCCUGGAGUGGCCUAGCCAGUCUCCAGACCUGAACCCAAUAAAACAUCUUUGGAGGGAGCUGAAAGUCCGUGUUGCCCAGCGACAGCCCCUAAACCUGAAGGAUGUGGAGAAGGUCUGUAUGGAGGAGUGGGCCAAAAUCCCUGCUGCAGUGUGUGCAAACCUGGUCAAGACCUACAGGAAACGUAUGAUCUCUGUAAUUGCAAAUAAAGGUUUCUGUACCAAAUAUUAAGUUCUGCUUUUCUGAUGUAUCAAAUACUUAUGUCAUGCAAUAAAAAGCAAAUUAAUUACUUAAAAAUCAUACAAUGUGAUUUUCUGGAUUUAUGUUUUAGAUUCCGUCUCUCACAGUUGAAGUGUCCCUAUGAUAAAAAUUACAGACCUCUACAUGCUUUGUAAGUAGGAAAACCUGCAAAAUCGGCAGUGUAUCAAAUACUUGUUCUCCCCACUGUAUAUACAGAUCUCUGGUGUAAAUGGGAAGGUGCACAGAGGAGCGAAGGAGACGAGACCGAAAAGACAGCGUUAGAACAAGCUAACAUAAACACUCCUAAAAAUGUACAUUCAAAUUAAUCAAAUUAAUUUGAUAUUUCGCCCAGCCCUAAAUUCUACACAUCUUGCCAUGGGGCUGAGAGAAAAUGUGCUGUUUUUUAAAGCUAAUUUUCUGUGAUUCAACACAUCUUGCCAUGGCUUAUGCUAUCUGAGUGACUCGAACAUAACAUCAAUGGGGACCCCAUGCUAUGACAAAAAUCCUCCGUAAUCCGUACUUUUUGGAAUUUAAGAUUCUCCCCGACUGUCUAGCUUUUAUUUUGGUGAUUGUUAGUUCUCAAAGAUGAUCUUAUUUUUUAUUUUUAUAUAUAGCUCCAUUAUCUUUUCUACAUACUUUAUAUAUGGUUGUAAUAAUUUUUAAGUUUACACUGAAAAUAUUUUUUCUUCCUGAAAAUGAUUAUACGUUUUUUUGGGGGGACAUAGGCGGCCUGAAAAAAUACUUAGGCUCACCUAAUCACCGCCCAAUACUUUUCUAUGCAGAAAUAAUGAUGCAUUUAGUAUGUCUUCUAAUCAUCAGGCUGAUUACCGUUCACCUCUUUGACAAACCAGCUCAUUAUUGUUAAAAUAUCUUUAUUUUUAUUUUUUUAAAUAUCUUAUCUGGCUGAAUAAAGGUUCCAACAGAAAUUAUAAAUAGCAUAUUAAUCUAGAUCCUCUCAUUUUGAUUAUUCGAUAUUUUUUUUCAACAGUAUCUCAUCUAUUCCUCUAAUGAAUAAAUGUGAAAAACGUAAUUCAUAUAGUGUAUAUGUUCUAACCACCAUGUCUUCUCCAGAGGCAAGGAGCUCCUCCUGCGGUGGCCAAAGCCCCGGUGAAGAAAGACAACCAGUGGUUUGACGUUGGCAUCGUCAAGGUUACCAACACGGUGGUCACACACUACUACCUGCCCUCUGACGACCAGGCCGCCGUCGACGUAAGACACUAACACAACCAUAAACACACUAACAUGACUGCUGUUGUUCUGAAGUCACUCGUGGUAUCUGUGAUUUUUAAUGCAUUGGUUUUAUUUAUAUAGAGCUUUUUUCUAGGGCUUUCACAGAUUCCCAUUUUGUUUUCCUCGAAUUCCUCACACGCUCUCUCAUGGUCUCCUCAAAACGUGUUGGAGGAGAACAUCCAAGGUCCCUCCCCUCUGACCUUCUCCAAUGCUUUUUGAGGAGGAGGAGGCAAGGAGAGAGAAUGCGAAGAAUCAAGGACAGACUAAUGAAGUAAGAUAUAGGGCUUCCCCCUACUAGGGCUUUUACGGUAACCGUAUUACUGCCACACCGGCAGUCAUGAGUCAUGGUAAACCCGUUUUAUGCACUCUGAACAUGCUUUGGUAGUACCCAACUACCAACUACCAUCAGGUCCUAACGACCUGGUACUCCUGUUCUCCACUCAUUACCUGUAUUAACUGCACCUGUUUGAACUCGUUACCUGUAUAAAAGACACCUGUCCACACACUCAAUCAAACAGACUCCAACCUCUCCACAAUGGCCAAGACCAGAGCGCUGUGUAAGGACAUCAGGGAUAAAAUUGUAGACCUGCACAAGGCUGGGAUGGCCUACAGGACAAUAGGCAAGCAGCUUGGUGAGAAGGCAACAACUGUUGGCGCAAUUAUUCGAAAAUGGAAGAAGUUCAAGAUGACGGUCAAUCACCCUCGUUCUGGGGCUCCAUGCAAGAUCUCACCUCGUGGGGCAUCAAUGAUCAUGAGGAAGGUGACAUAAGUAUUUGAUACAUCAGAAAAGCAGAACUUAAUAUUUGGUACAGAAACCUUUGUUUGCAAUUACAGAGAUCAUACGUUUCCUGUAGGUCUUGACCAGGUUUGCACACACUGCAGCAGGGAUUUUGGCCCACUCCUCCAUACAGACCUUCUCCAGAUCCUUCAGGUUUCGGGGCUGUCACUGGGCAAUACAGACUUUCAGCUCCCUCCAAAGAUUUUCUAUUGGGUUCAGGUCUGGAGACUGGCUAGGCCACUCCAGGACCUUGAGAUGCUUCUUACGGAACCACUCCUUAGUUGCCCUGGCUGUGUGUUUCGGGUCGUUGUCAUGCUGGAAGACCCAGCCACGACCCAUCUUCAAUGCUCUUACUGAGGGAAGGAGGUUGUUGGCCAAGAUCUCGCGAUACAUGGCCCCAUCCAUCCUCCCCUCAAUACGGUGCAGUCGUCCUGUCCCCUUUGCAGAAAAGCAUCCCCAAAGAAUGAUGUUUCCACCUCCAUGCUUCACGGUUGGGAUGGUGUUCUUGGGGUUGUACUCAUCCUUCUUCUUCCUCCAAACACGGCGAGUGGAGUUUAGACAAAAAAGCUAUAUUUUUGUCUCAUCAGACCACAUGACCUUCUCCCAUUCCUCCUCUGGAUCAUCCAGAUGGUCAUUGGCAAACUUCAGACGGGCCUGGACAUGCGCUGGCUUGAGCAUGGGGACCUUGCGUGCGCUGCAGGAUUGAAUCCAUGACGGCGUAGUUUGUUACUAAUGGUUUUCUUUGAGACUGUGGUCCCAGCUCUCUUCAGGUCAUUGACCAGGUCCUGCCGUGUAGUUCUGGGCUGAUCCCUCACCUUCCUCAUGAUCAUUGAUGCCCCACGAGGUGAGAUCUUGCAUGGAGCCCCAGACCGAGGGUGAUUGACCGUCAUCUUGAACUUCUUCCAUUUUCUAAUAAUUGCGCCAACAGUUGUUGCCUUCUCACCAAGCUGCUUGCCUAUUGUCCUGUAGCCCAUCCCAGCCUUGUGCAGGUCAAGGACAAUCAAUGAAAACAGAAAGCACCUGAGCUCAAUUUCGAACCUCAUAGCAAAGGGUCUGAAUACUUAUGUAAAUAAGGUUUUUUAUUUUUUAUAAAUUAUCAAAAAUGUCUAAACCUGUUUUCACUUUGUAAUUAUGGGGUAUUGUGUGUAGAUUGAAGGGGGGGGGUAAUUUAUCAAUUUUAGAAUAAGGCUGUAAUGUAACAAAAUGUGGAAAAAGUCUAGGGGUCUGAAUACUUUCCGAAUGCACUGUAUGUUUUGAUUUCUAAGACAUUCUAAGGUUUGUGUCAUUCACAACUAAAGUCGCCAAAUAACUCUAAAUCUAGCAUAUAGGACCUCUUUCAAGUAAUCACUUUUACCUCCAUUAUAUUCUUCUUACUAUAAAAUCGUAUAAUAUAAAAUAAUGGUCAGCUAAAUGAAGAAGCCUACAGCCUAUGGCAUGGAGCAUAGCCAGAUAACAUACAGUAGGCAUUUUCUCCAUAUCAUGUUUCUUUAAGACCUGACUAAAAUAAAUUAUAAAUUAUGGAUUUAUUGUGAUAUUGAUAUUGAUUUUAUUAGACUUUUUUAAAUGUAGAUGUUCCAAAGGCGUGUAGGAUGUGUUUAAUGACCGCCACAGCCCUACUAAGAUCCCAAAACACCAAAGAUGCUUUACAAUAAGUCGAUUUAUCAAGUUUUAAAAAACAUAUUUGUUGUGUGUUGUAGGAUGACUCUGGGGCGAUCCCAGACUACAGUCAGAUGAGGAAGAUGGACCUCCAGCCAGGGACGGCCUAUAAGUUCAGAGUGGCCGGGAUCAACGCCUGUGGCCGGGGGAACUUCUCAGAGGUCUCAGCCUUCAAAACCUGUCUACCAGGCUUCCCCGGAGCUCCCUGUGCUAUCAAGAUCAGCAAGGUUAACAUUUUUUUAUUUUAUUACAUUUUUAGUAUUUAACCAGGCAAGUCAGUUAAGGACAAAUUCUAAAACAUAUUUUACCCAGGGAGCGUUUAUUUAUCACACGUGUUUUGUUUCACCAUGUUUCUAUGAAUUCGUGUUUAUAGCUCAGAUCACGCUUUCUUCCCCGCUCUCUUCCUCUCCCUCCUCCCCACUCAGAGCCCAGACGGAGCCCACCUGACCUGGGAGCCUCCGUCGGUAACGUCUGGUAAGAUCAUUGAGUACUCCGUGUACCUGGCCAUCCAGAGCACCCAGAGCGGAGAGCAGGCCAAGCCCACCACCACCACCACCCCAGCCCAGCUGGCCUUCAUGCGGGUGUUCUGUGGGCCAAACCCCUCCUGCCUGGUGCAGUCGUCCAGCCUCUCCAACGCACACAUAGACUACACCACCAAGCCUGCCAUCAUCUUCCGCAUCGCAGCCCGCAACGAGAAGGGUUACGGCCCUGCCACGCAGGUCCGGUGGCUCCAAGGUAUGGAACGUUAUGUUAAGCUUGAUUCACUAAGUGGCAGUAGUCAAUAUUACGCUGAACAAAAAUAUAAACGCAACAUGUAAAGUGUUGGUUCCAUGUUUCAUGAGCUGAAAUAAAAGAUCACAGAAAUGUUCCAUACGCACAAAACGUUUAUUUCUCUCAAAUGUUGUGCCAAUUUGUUUACAUCCCUGUUAGUGUUAGAUUAAUUUGGAUUUUAAGAAUAAUGACUAAAGGAUUUCACCCCAAAUACAGUAUAAAUGUUAGAAUUAUCAUGUAGUGUCAACCCACUAACAGAGGGGGCGGUACUAACCAUUCAAGGGUGAAGGGGAAGGCGGAAACUGUUUAGAAAAGCCACCUAAAGGUGGGAGGAGUCAAGUCCAGGAGGUAUAAAAUCGUAUGUUUGUGUCUUUGGCUUUGAUGUCUGAAGUUGAGGGAGCGUGCAAUUGGCAUGCUGACUGCAGGAAUGUCCACCAGAGCUGUUGCUGGAGAAUUGAAUGUUAAUUUCUCUACCAUAAGCCGCCUCCAAUGUCAUUUUAGAGAAUUUGGCAGUACGUCUAACCGGCCUCACAACCGCAGACCACGUGUAACCACGCCAGCCCAGGACCUCCUCAUCCGGCUUCUUCACCUGCGGGAUCGUCUGAGACCAGCCACCCGGACAACUGAUGAAACUGUGGGUUUGCACAACCAAAGAAUUUCUGCACAAACUGUCAGAAACCGCCUCAAGGAUGUUGAUCUGUGUGCUCGUCGUCCUCACCAGGGUCUUGACCUGAGUGCAGUUCGGCGUCGUAACUGACUUCAGUGGGCUCAUGCUCACCUUCGAUGGCCACUGGCACGGAUGAAUCCCGGUUUCAACUGUACCGGACAGAUGGCAGAAAGCGUGUAUGGCGUCGUGUGGGCGAGCGGUUUGCUGAUGUCAACAUUGUGAACAGAGUGCCCCAUGGUGGCGGUGGGGUUAUGGUAUGGGCAGGCAUAAGCUACGGACAACGAACAAAAUUGCAUUUUAUCGAUGGCAAUUUGAAUGCACAGAGAUAUCGUGACGAGAUCCUGAGGUCCAUUGUCGUGCCAUUCAUCCGCCGCCAUCACCACAUAUUUCAGCAUGAUAAUGCACGGCCCCAUGUUGCAAGGAUCUGUACACAAUUCCUGGAAGGUAAAAAUUUCCCAGUUCUUCCAUGGCCUGCAUACUCACCAGACAUGUCACCCAUUGAGCAUGUUUGGGAUGCUCUGGAUCGACGUGUACAACAGCGUGUUCCAGUUCCUGCCAAUAUCCAGCAACUUCGGACAGCCAUUGAAGAGGAGUGGGACAACAUUCCACAGGCCACAAUCAACAGCCAGAUCAACUCUAUGCGAAGGAGAUGUGUCGCGCUGCAUGAGGCAAAUGGUCACACCAGAUACUGACUGGUUUUCUGAUCACGCCCCUACUUUUUUAUCUGUGACCAACAGAUGCAUAUCUGUAUUCCCAAUCAUGUGAAAUCUAUAGAUUAGGGCUUAAAUAAUUUAUUUCAAUUGACUGAUUUCCUUAUUAUAUGAACUGUAACUCAGUAAAAUGUUUGAAAUUUGUUGCAUGUUGCAUUUCUAUUUUUGUUCAGUGCAAUCCUAUCUGUUUCCCCUCUCCCUGUAGAGAUGAGUAAAGAUGGCCUUGCAGCUAAACCGUCUGCCAAGAGACCAGGCUCCUCACCUGACAUGUGAGUACUAGGAUUCAUCCUCCUCUCUCUUUAGUAAUCCACAAAAUGAUUAAAUAAGCGGUAAAAUUCAUGAAUUCAGUUAUUUAACUGUACAUUCCUAAAAAUACUAUGAAUUAAUGUAUUUAUUUGGAAAUGCAAAGGUGUUUUGAAAAAAGUUAUUCAGUAGUCGUUUGUGGCCAAGCCUGUCACCCCUCUGUCACCCCUCUUCCAUAACUCUUAACUUGGCUCUUUGCUUUCAAUUUAACUCUCUGUCCUAACUCUGUCCUAACUCUGUCCUAACUCUGCAGCCCCAUCGAUGUUCAUCUGUUGAAUCAUGUUUUCUCUCCUCCUUUAGGAAAGCUGCUGGUCCAAAGAAGGCCAGAUCAGACCAGUAAGGGGUUUCCUUCCUCUCCCCUUGUUGUCCAUGAUGACUGACUGAACUGAAUACAACACCUUCCUACUGAAUACUAGACCCCAGGCUCAACCUCGACCCCAGGCUCAACCUCGACCCCAGGCUCAACCUCGACCCCAGGCUCAACCAAGACCCCAGGCUCAACCAAGACCCCAGGCUCAACCUCGACCCCAGGCUCAACCUCGACCCCAGGCUCAACCUCGACCCCAGGCUCAACCUCGACCCCAGGCUCAACCAAGACCCCAGGCUCAACCAAGACCCCAGGCUCAACCAAGACCCCAGGCUCAACCAAGACCCCAGGCUCAACCUCUAC
This is a messenger RNA of Coregonus sp. 'balchen', 13073 nucleotides long. The record is from the annotation of a GenBank genome assembly. Lineage: Eukaryota; Metazoa; Chordata; Actinopteri; Salmoniformes; Salmonidae.